AUGGCACCUCAUAUCCUGGGCUCCUCUCCUGACAUCGAGAGUAGACCGACGUACAAUGAAGUGACUAAACCGCUAUAUUCUCCGAAGACAAGAGAUAGUGAUCUCAGAACGGAGCUUGCAUUCCUUUUUCGAGAAAACAACAUCGCAAAGCUCAUCGACGUUGCCGAAGCGCUCCUUGAACGCGAUGGCUCUCCUAUACGCUUUCCAGAGACUGUGCCACAAACGGGUACCAAUCAGGGAGUCUACAGAUGUCGAGACGCCGAGUUCUGGACUUGCGGGUUUUUCCCUGGCAGCCUUUAUUGUUUGCUUGAACGCAUGAGGAAGCAUCCAGGAGCGAGUUUGUCCGGCCUAUCAAUCCUCUCGAAGGGACCACAGGAGGCGUGCACCGGAACUGCGACCAGAGGAGUUCAUAUCCAUGAUAUCCUUGUUUCUCACAUUACCACCCUGUGCGGGAAAUGGUCCGAGCCCUUGCACGCUAUGUCUUUUCGCAAGGAUACCCAUGACCUCGGGUUUAUCAUCCAACCUGCCCUCCAAAGAGACUGGGAGCUCUUCGGGAGCAAAAGGAGCCUAGAGUCUGUCCUUACUGCAGCGGAAAACCUUGCCAGUAGGUUUGACGAGCAAGUCGGCGCCAUCCGGAGCUGGGAUCGAUUUUCCAAUGCGUGUCACGAGAUCACGAGCAUGGAGGAUGAUUUCCUGGUGAUCAUUGAUAGUCUCUGCAAUCUUGACCUCCUCUUCUACGCCGGAAACUAUCUCCGCUCUAAACGUCUCCUUUCCAUCGCCGAAACUCAUGCUUCCACCCUCCUGUCCAGUCAUCUCCGGCCGGAAUUCGGGCCCGACGGAGAGACCUUCUACUCUACAUAUCAUGUUGUGAACUUCUCUCCAACGCAGAACGGGGCUGUGAAGCAGAAGCUCACCGCGCAAGGCUACUCCGACAACUCGACGUGGGCCCGUGGUCAAGCAUGGGCAAUCUUGGGAUACGCUCAAACCUUUGCGUGGACCAAACGACAGGAACACCUCAACGCUGCCAAGAGCCUCGCAGACUAUUUCAUUUUCCGCAUGGAGACAUCGCCAUCAAUUGUGGAACAGGGAGGUCGAGGGCGUUACGUCCCACUUUGGGAUUUCGAUGCGCCCAUUACCAACACAAGCACGAACGGUGAACAAUGCCCUCUACGGGAUGUUUCUGCAGGAUUAAUCGCCGCCAAUGGCAUACUCAUUCUAUACGGACAACUAACAGGCAUGGGCGACCAUGCCACGGCCAAACGGUAUCUAGAAUAUACGCUUGCGAUCGCAAAAGACACUGUUGCACUGGCGUAUAAUCGGGAUGAGAUGCAGUUGAGUCUUUCUGAACAGGAUGGUAAGAUACGGAUCGCAACACGGGAAGUUGGAAAUGGCUGCCGCUUUGAGGCAGUAUUGGAGAAAUCGACUGCGAAUUACAAUGCUAAUCAUGCAGAUCGUCAUUGGGACCAUGGCCUGGUGUAUGCAGAUUACUACUUUCUUGAGCUUGGAAAUCGCCUAUUAGACAUGGGCUUAGUUUAG
Molecule: messenger RNA, 1536 nt
Organism: Aspergillus alliaceus
Lineage: Eukaryota; Fungi; Ascomycota; Eurotiomycetes; Eurotiales; Aspergillaceae
Product: glycoside hydrolase family 88 protein
Exons: 3
Coding region: 1-1536 (511 amino acids)
Biological process (GO): polysaccharide catabolic process
Molecular function (GO): chondroitin hydrolase activity
Source: RefSeq, a predicted model, not a curated record